AUGGCAGCAACCCCGCCUCCGCCACCAGUCACUGGGGUAGAGAUCGUCAAGGGUGAAGGCCUUGUAGCACAGCAACAGUUUGAAAGGGGCGCUCUCAUCCUCACAGAAGAUCCGCUGGUCAUGUGCGACACAGGCAAAGGAUUCAGUACUUGGGACAAAGAAGCCGGUGCUUUCUACCAAGAACAGCACGAAUACAGUAAGUCAAUAUUGUGGAAAGCAUUCAAUAACCUCGAACUUUUCGACCAAGGAGUCUUCAACACCCUCUACACUACCAAACGCAAGGCGUCAAAGCUAGAGUAUGUCGUGGAUGCAUUUCGACACAACGGAUUCCAGUUCGGCUUUCGCAACGUGAACAACGCUCACGUCAUCCUCUACCGUUUCAUCUGCGCAGCCUACCACUCCUGCAUCCCUAAUGCAACGGUCAUGAUCAACGAAUUCGCUCCCGAUGAAACGCUUCACCCAGGCCAAGCUCGACUAGUUGCUACACGCGAGAUACCCGCCGGUAGCCCGAUCGUAAUCGACUACAUCCCGAAGCUCUGGAAAGAGGACAGCGCCGCUCGCCAACAGGCUCUAAUGGCGCGUUGGGGUUUCGACUGCAAUUGCGAAGGGUGCAAGCCUGCAAAAGCCGUGAUGGAUGCAUCGGAGCGGAGUAUCUGCAGGACGUAUCAUGAAAAAGGUCUUCGCUUGAGCGCAGCAGAACUUCGUCUCUAUAUCGGGUUCAUGAGUAAGCUGGGCAAGUGGGACAAAGAUCUAUCGCGGCUAUGUCUUCGACUGGCACACGACCACGAGACCCGCGACGAGUAUAGAGAAGCAAUGCAUAUUGCUCAAAGUGGCCUUCUCGUGGAGCAGCACUUCUACUUGAAAUGUCACUAUGGCGAACUGUCAAGAAUAUGCGCUGACUGUUUUCUGGAAGACAGAAACUUGCAAGCUGAGUACCGAGAGACUGAGAGGGCUGCUCGUAUCUUCCUGGAGUAA
Messenger RNA from Alternaria ventricosa, 975 nucleotides. RefSeq lists its product as uncharacterized. Lineage: Eukaryota; Fungi; Ascomycota; Dothideomycetes; Pleosporales; Pleosporaceae. Gene Ontology annotation, molecular function: protein binding. The transcript has 2 exons. The record is from RefSeq and is a predicted model, not a curated record. The coding region runs from base 1 to 975 and encodes 324 amino acids.